Messenger RNA from Sus scrofa (pig), 5209 nucleotides. RefSeq names its product killer cell lectin like receptor D1 (gene KLRD1). NCBI's taxonomy places the organism in Eukaryota, Metazoa, Chordata, Mammalia, Artiodactyla, Suidae. The record is from RefSeq and is a predicted model, not a curated record. Gene Ontology annotation, biological process: positive regulation of natural killer cell mediated cytotoxicity; stimulatory C-type lectin receptor signaling pathway.
CAGCUCACUGCAACGCUGGAUCGUUAACCCACUGAGCAAGCCUCCAGCUCAGCUCCGUGAUCUAAGCCCAUUGUCUUUCCUGCAUCAACUUUGGGACAUCAUUUCUCAUGGCAGCUUUUCAGACCACUGCAUGGAGGUUGAUUUCUGGUGUCUUAGGAGUAAUAUGCCUUUUGUUGAUGGCCGCUUUGGGAAUUUUGUUGAAAAAUUCAUUUAAUAAACAAAAUGUUCAACCAACUCUCUCUCCAGGACCCUCCACAGAUCCCCUGGAAGGAUCUGACUGCUGUUCUUGCCAAGAGAAGUGGAUUGGGUACCAAUGUAACUGUUAUUUCAUUUCUAAUGAAUCAAAAACAUGGAAAGACAGUAGGAAUUUUUGUAUUUCUCAUAAUUCCAGUCUACUUCAGGUGCAAAACAGAAAUGAACUGGAUUUUAUGAACUCCAGUGCACAUUUUUACUGGAUUGGACUCUCUUUCAGUGAAGAGCAUAAUGCCUGGCUUUGGGAGGAUAAUUCUACUCUAUCCCAAGAUCUAUUCCCUAACUUAAAUACAGAGAACUGCGUAAUCUAUAGCCCAAGCAGAAAUAGUUUAGAUGAAGACUGUGGAAGUCGACAUCUUUUUAUCUGCAAGCAACACCUUAGUUAAGAGGUUCUUGGGCAGAAGAAGUGGGAAUGAAAAUCUAGUAUUACUUAGAAUGGUAACAUACUAUUACUAUCUACCUCUGGAAUCUGUAAAUGUUUUAAAUUGUGUUUUGUACAAUUUUGAUAUACUUGAUAACUUGUGUUUAAAAUUUUUUUGUGACGUUGUGAUUGACAUAACAUUAUACUCGGUUCAGAUGUACAGUGUAACAAUAACUAGACGUAAGUCUAGUUGAUAACCAUCACUAUACAUAGUUAUCAUUUUUUAUUUUGCCGUGUGUUUUAAAAUUGAUGAAACUUCUGUACUUACACCUGAAAUUAUAGUCAAGAUAAAUAAUUUAUAAAUGUUUUAUAUAUAUGCUAAAUAUUGAAUUUAGUAGUUUUAUGCAUACAGUCUUGUAAAGUUUCUGAAGAAAUUUAAAUAUAAUUUAAUUCAUGCCUAAUAAUAUAUAGCAACAUUAUUUCAGUCCUUCAUAUGGCAUAAUGAAUUGAGAAGUUUCAUCCUCUUUUUUUCUAGAGGUGAAAAUAAUUUUAAUGUUCUUUGUUAAUUCUUUCUGGCUAUCUAUACAUCUAUAUGUCCUAAUUGAGAGCUGAAACUGCAAAAUAACAGUUUCCCCACAUGCAUCUCCCAUCUUCAGAUGGUAGCACAUGUGUGCAACUUUUCUUCGUGCUACCGAGUUCUGCAGAAUAUUGGAGGUAUUUGGCCAAAUAUAUGAUUCUCACAUGAUUGUUGUCAGAUUUUGCAAGGGUAAGGAGAAUCUAAGCUUUGAUCACAUAAAGUUACCAUACCUAUUUCUUUACUUCACAGAUCUUUCUUAAAAGUCACUCUAUGCAUAUAAAUGUGCAUUGAAGAUUUUAAUCUCUAAUCAAUCCCCAAAACCUUUUCCUGUAAGUUAUGUGUCAAAUACUGAACAAUUAUCCUUUCCGGGGCACAGGGAGCAGCCCAUUUUAUUAAGGGGGUCUCUGAGUGGGUCAAAGAAGGAGUGGGAACACAAUGAGUUCUGAUGCCAAUGACCUGGAGGGGAUUUUCCUAAAUUAACACAUAUCAAAAGCCAAUUCUCUUUUUUAAAUAACUAUUGGAUAUACGUCUUAAGAAAUUGUAUUGACAUCUCUGUUUUUUACAGCAGGCAGAUAGUUAGGUAUGAGCGGAGAAGCGGGGGCAUAGGACCAGAUGGCAGGAAACCACAUGUUGUGCAAACGGCAGAGACCAUGGGCAGACAAAGAAAAGCAGGAACCUCCAGGCUCACAGGAAGCCACACAUUUGGGGGUAAUAAGUGCCCUGGAGGCAGACAAAGAAAGGGGGAAAGGGUGUGACUCUCCAGCAUCUGAAUGUAACUGGUGGCUCAUCAUGCCCUCAUUGCAAUAACACUGUAAUAAAAUUAGCUAUGCAGAUAAGAAGUAUCUGUUUAGCAUGGAUGCCAUGACAGUAAAUAAGGACAAAAAUCCCUCCUCCCUUUGGGAAGGUGGAGCUAGGAUGAAAAUGAAGGAAAAUGACCCUCUAAUUGGAAGAUGUGUUGACUGAAAAAAUAAGCACAACCUAAAAGUUGAGAGUUAUGUUUCAUUCAAUGGACAAAACUGAGGACUUAAGCCCAGGGGGCAGCAUUUCAAGUAUCGCUGAGAAAACAGCUCCAAGGAGGUGAGGAGGGAGCUAGGAUAUAUAGGAGUUUUGCAAUAAAGGGCAGGUGAUAGAAACAAAGGAAUAUUGUUAAUGAUGGUGGUGGCUAAAAUCACUGUUGAUGAUGGAAAUGCUGGCUUACGGGAAGGAUACUGGUCACCCAUGUAAAAUGUCCAUCUCACAGUUGGCCCAGCAUAUUAGUUACACUCAGUCAAGACCAUCCAAACAAUUUCAUUUAUUCUUCUUUCCACUUUUACCUGAAUUCUGCUUUCCUUCAUUCUGAAAAUAUCUUCGAGGUUCUUGGGAAGGGAAAGUUUUCUUUUAUGUAAAAGUUUCAUGUAAAAUAUUUUUUUCCCUCUGACAUCAUAUUUCUGCGUAUUCUCUAGGGAGAGAUACUUAUUCUUUUUUUUUUUUUUUUUUUUUUUUUUGCUAUGAAUUGUGCUAAUAUAAAUGGAAGUCUCUAGUUAAGUGAGUAUCUCAUUGUUGGAUAUAGAGAAAAUGGAAGACGGUAAGGAAAUGAGCAAAAGCCCCCUCCCCAAAUUACAAAAUAAUAUUGCCAAGAGUUGGUUUAUUCUUAAUUUUCAUCCUCUUAUUUUGUAUGUGUUACCAUUGCUGAAAUGUGGCCUCUGUCUGCCAGUGCUGAAUAGAAACAUGAGACAGAGUUUGGGAGAAGGAGGGAAAAAAAAGUUUUUAUUGCUUUGCCAGACAAAGGAGGUCAUAGGAGGCUAAUGCCUUAAAGACUGUGCCCUCCUUUGGAAGAAGUGGUUUUAUAGUUUGGGAGUGGAAAACAGGGCUACAGGUAAAGAUCAAGGUAGAUGCAGGCUUUCAUUCUUCUUCACAGUUGGUGUUUAGUGGCCCCAGGAUUGGUUCAGAUAGUCCUCCUCUAGUGUGUUCAUUUGUUGGGGGUUUUAAUUCUGCAGAAAAAGUCAAAGAUUUUGUCAUGUAUAUUCCUUGAAGGGGAGAUAAGACCCUGCCCCAAGGCAGCACUACUGUUUAUUGACUGUUCUUCCUCCUUUGUCUCUGCAUCCCCUUCCUUCCCUGGUUAUCAACUGCUUGAACCUGCCCUUUGGAACCCAGGGAAGAUCAUGAGGGCUGAAGCUUAUUCCCUAAAAACAAGAAAUGGGUACACAAACAUUUGUGCCCAAGAGCCCACAGGGCCCUGCUUAGAUUCAUUACCCAUUACUCAUUAUUAUUUUGAAUGUUACCCAUGAUAUAAUGUGAGAUAUGUGCCACAUUACUUUAAAUUUAGAAACUCAAAACAGCAGAAGUUUAUUAUCUUUUAUCUAUGGAUAAGGAACUAGGUGUGGUUUAAUUUUGUAAUUUGCUCAGGGCUGCUCAAGGAUGGAACCAAGGUCUUGACUGGGCUGCAUCCUUAUCUGAAACUCAGAGCUCAUUCAGGCUUCUGGCAGAAAUUUCACUUCUUGUGGUUGUAGAACUGAGACCCACAACCUGCCCUCUCCAUAGGAAGUUACACUGGGGCUACUUUCUUCUUCUGGACAGGGGACAGGGAAGAGUUUCCUUGACUCUUUAUGGUCUUUAGGGCUGUUCAAAUUGUCCACCUGAUGAGGCCAGGUCUACUCAUAAUAACCUCUCUUGAUGAACUAAAAUUCGACUCAUUUGGGACCUUAAUUAUAACUGAAAAGUGGCUUUGACAUUUAAUGUAAUCUAAUCACAGAGAAGCAUCCCAUCAUAUUAUAAGCCCCGCUGAUCUUUAAGGGGAGGGGAUUAUACAGGUGCACACCAGGCAUAAUUAUUUGGGGAAGUCAUCUUAGAGCUCUGCCUACCCUAUUAACACAUCCAAAAGUGUGUCGUAACUGCUACUUCAUAGUUAUAUUCAAUUUAAAUACUUCUUUUUGAUUCCUGAUGACAUAUUCCUGAUUCACAUAUUCCAGGGCAAGUAAUCUUUUUCUGUUUAUUCCAGUGACAUCUAAAUUUGCCUAAUAAAAAUGAGUUAUUUUACGACUGGACUGAGAUAGUCUUUUGCUUAUCUCCAGAGACACUUGAGACUUAUUUUUUGACUAUUGGCUGUGAUAAGGGCAGUGAGUUAACUAACAACUAAUUAAUGAUUUAUGAUGAUUUUUUUAAGUUAAGAAGUCCAAGUGGAAUUAUACGAUCAGUUUGCUUAUUGAUAACUCACACUUGAGGGAAUGAUUAGAUAUCCUGUCUUUGCUAUGUGACCAGACACUGCAGGGAAUUUCUGCCUCAGCUCUCCCGAAACCCAGUUUCAACGCACAUACCUCAGCACAAAUAACGGUAGUUUCAUCCAGAAAUGAUGAAUCAUGUCUUCAGGCAAGAACACUGUAGGCUUUGUUCCUGGAUGUUUCUUUGAAUGAUCUUUCUCUUCUUCUCUCUAUAAUUUGCUUUUAUUAAAAGAUUUCCCUGAGGAUGCUCAUUGGAGCACUUGGAUUUGUUUCAGUGAUCUAAACUUGGAAAUCUUUGGAACAUUUAAGCCACCAUUUUCAUUCCAUACUUUUGGAAAUUUUGGAACUUUUCUCUUUAUAUCCUAGUAUAGAGGUUGAGAUAUUUUCUCUAAAUAACUGAAUAAUAAAUUUUUCAACUUUGUGGGCCAUUUCUAUUGAAACUACUCAAUUCUGUCAUUGCAGUACAAAAGAAAAUGUUGUUAAUACAUAAAUGAGUGGUUUGGCUGUAUUACGAAAGAAGUUUAUUGACAAAAAAAUGAUGGUGGGACAAAUUUGAUAUACAGCCCAUAGUUUACCAACCCCUGUCAAAAUGUAUAAAAGGAGAAUGGCUAGAUCAAUGUUAUUCUACAUUUUGCCUUAUAUCCUUUUCCAGGUUAUAGCUUAUCAGUUAUAAAUGUACUUAUAAAUUUUGCUGUAUAAAAACAGUUGUAUCUUAUAUUAUCCAUGUGUACUGGCUAUUAUAAAACAUAUUGUAAAAUCCAGUGUGAUACUCUUCCCCUGUAUAUGUUUACUCAGUUCACCAUUAAAAUUGUUAGACUUGCA